This is a messenger RNA of Sitophilus oryzae (rice weevil), 1323 nucleotides long. It is a transcript of the gene ImpL2, whose product is annotated as neural/ectodermal development factor IMP-L2. The transcript has 6 exons. The coding region runs from base 293 to 1123 and encodes 276 amino acids. The record is from RefSeq and is a predicted model, not a curated record. Gene Ontology annotation, cellular component: neuron projection. Lineage: Eukaryota; Metazoa; Arthropoda; Insecta; Coleoptera; Curculionidae.
GUUCUUAAAGGGAGGCGUACCGCACUUUCGGGCUCAUAAUUCUGACGACCGUCAACGCGCAAAGAACCGGAAAACGUUUGCCGGCAUCUUCUCUCACGUGGCCAGCUACGAAGAACGUUGCGGUGACUUUAACACUUUUUCGACUAAAUGUUUUUUCAUCUCGAUCGUUGCGUCAUCUCGUCUAAUCCUUCUACGUUGUAUUCGAACUGUCACAAGGGCCGUUUUCUCGAUUGGAUUGUUACGUGACACAGACACCUCUUCGGUGGUAAUUUUUUUCCUUAAGUUUGCGCAUAUGGCGAGGCCGCACGUGCAUGACAUGGUUAUUUUAUCAGUAUUAUUCGCAACACUCUGCCUGCAAAUUGGUUACAGUCGGCGACUGUCAGAAGAUAUUAACAAUGAAGUCAGCGCUAUACCAGAUGGUAAUAUAGCAAAUUAUGAGUACAAAAACUCGAGGGAUUAUGUGAAAAUUAGUCAAGCCCCUAUUCCACACAUCAAGAAAAAUGUUGGGUCCCAUGUGGAGUUCUACUGCGAAGCAAUGGGUUCUCCACCACCUACUAUUCAAUGGUACAAGGACCACAUGAGAAUAACUGAGAAUGAGAGUUUUGAAAACUCAAACUUGAUCGAUCGUACAGUGGGACUGGCAAAAGUUGCUUCCCGUCUUGUGAUCAACUACAUCCUCCCCAGACACCAAGGUAAAUAUUACUGUGUAGCUGAGGCUGGUUCGGAAAGAGAUAAAGCUGCAACUGACCUUAUCAUACCAAAUGCCAGAGGGAGAGAAAUGAAUUUUACUCAGUUAUUAGCCAACAAGAUUUUAGGCGCUCACCAUCGUCCAAGAGUUACGUUUUGGGCUCCAGCUUACAUGGACAUUAUUGGAUCCGAUAUCGUGCUUCCCUGUAAAUCUGUUGGCAAUCCAAAACCAGAUCUAUGGUGGAUCGAUCCCAACUCGAAAACUAUAGAAGACGGAAUGGACAAUGGAAAAUUCGUACUAUUACCCGAUGGAGAACUAAGCAUUCGGUCAAUUACUUGGGAAGAUAUGGGCGUGUACAUCUGCAUGGUUAAAAAUUCAGUAGGUGAUGACUCCGUCGAGACAUUCUUAUAUCCUAUGCAAGAAUCCAACAAAUAACGAUGACCAGAUUGCAAGCACCUAGGCUGAAUAAUUCUAGUCAUUUCAUUCCAAGAGAAGUGCAAUCUUGGUUACUUACUAUUAUUAACUAGUAUUUAAAAUUGAUGAGGUAUUAAUAGGUUAAGGACAGUACUUAUUUAUAAUUAAAUUAUUUCCUCUAAAAGAAUCUCAAUAAAUCAAAACCAACCAUAAAAAGUAAU